Colletotrichum spaethianum is the source of this 306-nucleotide messenger RNA. RefSeq lists its product as uncharacterized. The record is from RefSeq and is a predicted model, not a curated record. Lineage: Eukaryota; Fungi; Ascomycota; Sordariomycetes; Glomerellales; Glomerellaceae. The transcript has 2 exons. The coding region runs from base 1 to 306 and encodes 101 amino acids.
AUGGCCACAGGAGUGGCUUCGAUGAUCUAUACAACCCGUGAUUGGAACGUCAACGCGUGUUACCUGUCGAAAGACUACAACAUCGUGCCCUUCUCGCAGUUCAAGCACGGCGUCUCUGAGCCGCAAUACGGAGAUCGAAAACUGGCUCAAGGUCCACCACACGCCACGCUCGACCGACGCACUGCUGCUGGGGGAUUCUACGCCCUUUUCCAGUUGAGCCAGAGCUUUUUUUAUGUCCUUGACCUUCUUCAAGGUCUGCGAAAUGUUCUCAAAGGCUAUCUCGUUACCGGAUUGCAGGAGUACUGA